GGCAACGGGAGCUGCCCGGGCUGCCGGGCGGGCGCCGGCUCCGCGGCGCGCGCCGCCACCGCGCUGGCCGCCGUGCUCAUCGUCACCAUCGUGGGCGACAUCCUGGGCAACGUGCUCGUCAUCCUGUCCGUGCUGAGGAACAAGAAGCUCCGCAACGCCGGCAAUAUCUUUGUCGUCAGUUUGUCUGUUGCAGACCUUGUAGUUGCGGUGUAUCCGUAUCCUCUGAUCUUGAGUGCCAUUUUCCAUAACGGAUGGACAAUGGGGAAUGUUCACUGCCAGAUUAGUGGGUUCCUGAUGGGCUUAAGUGUCAUCGGGUCCAUUUUCAACAUCACUGCAAUCGCAAUCAACCGCUACUGCUACAUCUGCCACAGCCUGCGGUAUGAUAAGCUCUUCAACCUGAAGAACACCUGCUKCUAUCUCUGCCUGACGUGGAUACUGACGGUGGUGGCAAUCGUGCCCAAUUUCUUUGUUGGCUCCUUGCGUUACGACCCCCGGAUUUACUCCUGCACCUUUGCCCAGACAGUGAGCACGUCUUACACCAUCACAGUGGUGGUGGUUCACUUCAUCGUCCCACUUUCCAUCGUGACGUUUUGCUACUUACGGAUCUGGAUUUUGGUCAUUCAAGUCAAACAGCGGGUGAGACAGGACUGCAAGCAGAAGCUCAGAGCAGCCGACGUCCGGAAUUUUUUAACUAUGUUUGUGGUUUUUGUCCUUUUUGCUGUGUGCUGGGGACCGUUAAACUUUAUUGGCCUCGCCGUUUCGAUUAGUCCUUCAAAAGUACAGCCGCACAUUCCAGAAUGGCUUUUUGUCCUGAGCUAUUUUAUGGCCUAUUUUAACAGCUGCCUCAAUGCAGUGAUCUAUGGGCUUCUUAACCAGAAUUUCCGAAAGGAGUACAAAAGGAUACUGCUGACGCUCCGGACUCCAAGGCUGCUCUUCAUUGAUGUGUCAAAGGGUGGGACAGAGGGGGUGAAAAGCAAGCCAUCUCCAGCCAUAACAAACAAUAACAACCAAGCGGAAAUACCUUUAUAA
Nothoprocta perdicaria is the source of this 1029-nucleotide messenger RNA. RefSeq names its product G protein-coupled receptor 50 (gene GPR50). The annotation marks the transcript as partial. NCBI's taxonomy places the organism in Eukaryota, Metazoa, Chordata, Aves, Tinamiformes, Tinamidae. Gene Ontology annotation, molecular function: melatonin receptor activity. The transcript has 2 exons. The record is from RefSeq and is a predicted model, not a curated record. Gene Ontology annotation, biological process: G protein-coupled receptor signaling pathway. Gene Ontology annotation, cellular component: membrane.